UGCUGCUGCUGCUGCUGCUGUCACCCAAGGGCGCAUUUGAUAACAAUGCUAAAUCGUUUGUGUUCCUCUCGCACGGUUCCGUCGUCGGCGAACAAAACGUUACCGAAAACCGCGAGCGCUCAAUUCUCUCCGAUCGGACCCGCUGCAGACGAGUGGUCCGCGCGACACGGUACGACGACGACGACCGUUGGUAAACGUAUAAACGGCCGAGGAACCGCAUUGUUUAAAUAACGUGAAAAGCGGUACGCGUAUGUUGCUCGUCCGACACGGUCGUCGCUUUAAGCUCGGUGUUGCAACACACUACCGUCGGAUGUGAACUCCACACGGCUGUUUGGUCUGUUCCAUAUUUCAAAAUUCAAUUAGGAUCGAUAAUCAAUGUUUUUCGUAGCUGUUGGUAUUGUUACUGUUGCUAGCAUUACUUCUAUUAUUACUACUGUUAAUACUACCACUGAUCGUACUACUAAUACUAAUACUAAUACUACUACUACUACUACUACUACUACUACUACUAUUAAUAAUAAUAAUAAUAAUAAUAAAACUAUUGCUGCUAAAAUUAUCCAAAGAGUUGAUUGAUUCUGUCGUUGCUGGUGAGACAAGUGGAUUCGUGCAAAAUCCUUCGCAUACAUCUGCACAUCGAUCAACCCACAAGCCGACAGAAAAACGUGUUGCAAAAAUACAAGGAAUAUGCCUUCGGUAUGGGAUCCAAAGACCUCUGUCAAUGGCCUAAAGUUGAACCUGAUGUCGAAGUAUCACCAGGUCGCCAGUUGCGAUCACAUGUUCCUCUGUUAUGUCCUAAUUGUAAUCAACCAAUUCAAGGUAAGACUGAACAGCAAAAUGUUUGCGUAUGUUUGUCUUCAACCCCAACUACAUCCAGUGACCCUACCUCAUUUGCAAAUCAAUCAAAAAAAAGAAAUAGAAAAACCUUGCAACCACCAGAAACUUGUAAACGCCAAUUGUUUGAUGUAUCUCAUGAACAAUCUGAAAGCACGGUGAUUACAACUGAUAUCCAGAAACCAACAGUGGUGGAAAGUGGUGAAACUUCAUCUGACAUUUCAUCAGAAAAGUUACCAGAACAAUUGCCUGCUAUCAAUCCAAUGCUAAGAGGUCGACAUGUAUGUCAAGUCUGUUUUAAGUCAUUUACUAGUCCAUGUAAGCUGACUCAACAUUCUUAUUCACACACUGGUGAAAAACCAUUUGUUUGUAAGCAUUGUUCAAAAGCUUUUUCGUCAAAAUUUAAACUUGUUCGUCAUGUAUUAAUACAUUCUGAUCAACGUCAAUACCAUUGUACAGUUUGUGAUCGAACAUUUCACAGAAAAGACCAUUUAAAAAAUCAUGCUAAAGUACACAAUCCCAUAAAAAGAACUUUACAAUGUGAUCGCCCAGGUUGUUUAAAAGAAUAUAGUUCAGUGCUGAGUUACCGUAAACAUAUAGCUGUUCAUUCUGUAGAAGAAGGAUUCCUUGACUGUAAAAUUUGUAACAAAGUUUUUGAAUCCAAAGAUGAACUUAUGUAUCAUUUAAAAAUACAUUCUGGGUCAAGGGUAAUAAAAACACCUGCUGAUAAAAAAUAUCGAUGCAAUUUUUGUGAACGUAGUUUUUAUACAGGGAAGGAUGUACGUCGACAUUUGGUUGUGCAUACUGGUCUGCGAGAUUUUCUGUGUCAAUUUUGUCCACAACGAUUUGGUCGUAAAGAUCAUCUCACUCGUCAUAUAAAGAAAAGUCAUAAUAUUAAUUCGAGUAAGAAACCGAAACCAAAAAAACCAAAUGAAUUAUAUAAAAGUAAAUCAGUCGAAGCAGUUUAUCUUGAAACAUAUGGACAACCAUAUAAAGUAGAAAAAAAAUUAGCUCCAGAAACAGUUACAAGUGGAAGUUUGGUUAAACAAGAAAAUAUCUCUAUUUCAGAAUUAGAAAUGUACCAUUCUUCUAAUAUAACUAGUUUUAAUUAUAGUGGAGAUAACGAGACAGUUAUUCAAACUGUUGGAUCAUCCAGUGAAGCUAGUUUGCCCAGUAUAAGCUACGAUUCUCAGUCAUCAUACUCAGUUGAUGAACUCAAAGUGUUUGAUAGAACUUUGACCGAUCAGUUAGCUAACAAUUACCAAGAUUCAACUAACCCUGAAAUGCCUGGGUUAUCCCAAUUAAUGAGCUUAACACCGUCUUCUACUAUGACUAAUAUAGAAUCUGAUUCUUCUGUACUCACAAGUCAUGAGUCAACGAUUUUGAUGCCAGAGUCUUCUCAACAUUUAAUCAUGCAAGAGCAACCACAAAUUCAGGUUGGCGAAUAUCUUACAUCUUCAUCAGAAAUACUAUCAGCUCUGUUAAGACAAACUUCUGAAACAGGUACUACACCAUUACCAGGAUUUAAUCAAGUUUUUCAUCAACAACAAUAGUUUCAUUUAAAAAAAAUUUUAUUUACACAUAUACACAGUGCUCGACUUGAGGGGGGACGCAGUACCUUAAUU
Sipha flava (yellow sugarcane aphid) is the source of this 2456-nucleotide messenger RNA. Its product is annotated as zinc finger protein PLAG1-like. Gene Ontology annotation, molecular function: DNA-binding transcription factor activity, RNA polymerase II-specific; RNA polymerase II cis-regulatory region sequence-specific DNA binding. Gene Ontology annotation, biological process: regulation of transcription by RNA polymerase II. The record is from RefSeq and is a predicted model, not a curated record. The transcript is spliced from 2 exons. Gene Ontology annotation, cellular component: nucleus. The coding region runs from base 696 to 2384 and encodes 562 amino acids. Lineage: Eukaryota; Metazoa; Arthropoda; Insecta; Hemiptera; Aphididae.